GAGUGAUUCCGCGUCGGUCACUCAUUCACUCACUCAAUUCAGUCACUUUGUAUUAGUUGAGAAAUAAAAGUAUUUAUUCCAUAUAACGUCUCAUUCAUUCCAUAAAACAUCUCUCCGGAGGCUGUAAAAGGCACGACGAGAAAGCGACGAGCGAGAGAUAACUCGUGUAACGAUUAUAUAUAUUAAGACGCGUUCAAGUUUAUUCAGUAUCUCGAAAAAGCUGAAGAAGUAUUAAGUUUUAAAAUAAUGAUAGUGCUAAACUUUCGGUUUGUGAAUCUUGUUUUUGCGGUUAUCACCCUUGGGACACUUCUGUUUUUAUUUCUAAAAUAUAAGCGUACCUACUGGCAAAGAAAAGGUGUACCUACUUUACCUAGUCAUUGGCUGUUUGGUAAUAUAAAAGAUAUAAUACAAUUGAAAAAGUCUCCCGGCUUGGUGAUCGGUGAACUACACCAGAAAGCUUCUAACAACGACGAUAUUCUUGGAAUCUAUAUUCUACACAAGCCAUUCUUACUACUGAGAAAUGCAGAGUUAAUCAAACAGAUUUUAAUCAAAGAUUUCAAUUACUUUCCGGAUCGCUAUUUCACGGCCCAAUCGCUUCGAGAUAAAAUUGGAAGCUCUAAUCUCUUCACGAUCCACAAUCCAGAAUGGAGAAACUUGAGAACAAACUCUCUAUCCUUUCUCUCCAUAGACCGCAAUAGUUGA
Molecule: messenger RNA, 702 nt
Organism: Frieseomelitta varia
Lineage: Eukaryota; Metazoa; Arthropoda; Insecta; Hymenoptera; Apidae
Product: probable cytochrome P450 6g2
Exons: 3
Coding region: 247-702 (151 amino acids)
Molecular function (GO): monooxygenase activity; iron ion binding; oxidoreductase activity, acting on paired donors, with incorporation or reduction of molecular oxygen
Source: RefSeq, a predicted model, not a curated record